Rhizophagus irregularis DAOM 181602=DAOM 197198 is the source of this 2134-nucleotide messenger RNA. RefSeq lists its product as uncharacterized. The record is from RefSeq and is a predicted model, not a curated record. Gene Ontology annotation, molecular function: protein kinase activity; ATP binding. Gene Ontology annotation, biological process: signal transduction; protein phosphorylation. Gene Ontology annotation, cellular component: cytoplasm. NCBI's taxonomy places the organism in Eukaryota, Fungi, Glomeromycota, Glomeromycetes, Glomerales, Glomeraceae.
CCCUUUUUAUUUUUUAUUAUUUUUUAAAAAAAAAGGAAAAAAAAAACACCGCAUUAAUAAUCCGCAUUAAUAAGUGAUACAUAAUAUGAUAAAACAAAAGACGUCAUUUGAUUCUCUUAUUGUAGAUUCACAUUCUGGUAAAGGAAAAUUUUCACUUCCAACUUUACGAAGAUAUUCUUCUACAACAAAUUUACAUCAACAAGAAAAUGUUAAUACACCACAAAUACUUCAAAGAAGUCUUUCAUCAAUAUUUAGAAAAAUACCGAAAAAUUCUAACGAAAAAAGAGAAAAUGAUACCAAUUCAAUAGAUGAUGAUAAUGCAUCUAUAACUUCAUCGGAUUCAUCAUUAGAUGAAAAUGAUACUAAAUAUAAUAAUAAAUUGAUUUCAAUAUUUAGUGGUGCUUUUAAUAAUAAGGGUAAUAAUAAUUUAAAUAAUAAUCAUAAUAAAAAGAAAAGAUAUAAUUUUAAUGAAAUAAUAGUAAGUAAUGAAAUAAUAAUUACUACUACUGAUUCAAAAGAUUUUAAAGAUGAUGAAAAUUAUGGUUAUAUAAAUCCUACCCUUACUACUUAUGAAACUCAUUUACAUACUCCUACUCAUAAUUAUUCUUUUUAUUAUCCUUGUCGAAGUAAAUCCGUUCCUCUUUUACCUAAAUUAAGUGAAGAAUAUUCUCAACUUUCUCGUCAUACUUCUAUUAAUGAAAGAGAAUUACCUACUAUACCUGAUGAUAAAAUUGUUUCUACUUCUACUACUACUACCACUACUUCAUCUCCUAAAUCCUCUUUAACUAUAAACGUUUCUCAUGUUGAACCAACUUUAUCUUUGGAAAUUUUACGUUAUUCUGUUUCAACUUCCCCUCUUAUUUCUCCGAAACUUUCUUUACAUUCUUCUUCUUCUCCUUCUCCUCCAAAUUCUACUUCUCUUUUACCUUCAUCAUCAUCUUCUCCUCCUUUACCUCCUUUACUUCCUUUAUCAUCUAAACCAUCUACACCAGGAUUAUUGAUAAUACCCAAUAAUAACAAUAAUAAUUGUAAUAAUAAUAUCAAAACUAUUACAAACAUUGUUACCACACCUACCACACCUACAGAAAUAUCGGAAUCAUGGCCUUUCGCUCGUUAUCCAUUGAGAUCAACAUUUUAUAAUUUAUCCGAUUUACCUCCUUCUAAUCCUUCACCACGUUCUUUCAAUAAUUCAAAAAUUUCUGUUACCCCACCUUUAAAACAUUCCCAAUCUAAAAGUUCAACUCGAUCAUCUCGUUCAAAAUCUGUAUCACGUUCACUUUCUAAAAGUUCACUUCGUUCAAAAUCAUUAUCACGUACUCAUUCUAAAGGAUCUCUUAGACGUUCAAAAUCUGAAUUAUUUCCACCAACUAUAAAAAAAUCUUAUGAUCCAAAUCAUUGUUUUUAUGGAUUAUGUGAAAAAUGUAAACAACCUCGUACAGGUAUUUUAUGGUGUCAAUCUUGUUAUACAACAAUUUUUAGAAAAGAUUUUGAUAAUUGGACAAGUGGAGAUUAUAAUAUUGAUGAAUUUAUUAAGAAAACUCAAAUAAAUUCUAAUAAUAUAUGUGAAUUACUUGAAUGGAUACCUUUUGAAAAAUUUAGGGAUUUACAAUUAAUAGGAGAAGGAGGUUAUAGUAUAGUUUAUUUAGCAAAAUGGAUUGAUGGAAGAAUAUUAGAUUUAAAUGAAGAUGGUAAAUGGGAAAGAACAGGAGAAAAUGAUGUUAUAUUAAAAGUAUUUUUUAAUUCAAAAGAACUUAGUGAAGAUUAUUUAAAUGAACUUGACAUUUAUCAUAAAAGUACACCAAAAUUAAAUCAUGUAUUAAGAUGUUAUGGAAUAUCAAAAGAUCCUUUUGCAAAGAAUACUAUUAUGGUAAUGGAAUAUGCUAAAGAUGGAAAUUUAAAAAAUCAUUUAAAAAAUAAUUUUAAUAAUAUUACAUGGAUUAAACGUAUAUCAAUGAUUAAUGAUAUAACAAAAUCAUUAAAAUCAAUUCAUUCAUCUGGUUUAAUUCAUAAAGAUUUACAUUCAAGUAAUAUAUUAAUACAUGAUGAUUAUACUUUUAUUGAUGAUUUAGGUUUAUGUACACCAAAAAUUCAAAAUAAUAAUAAUAAUGAUUCAAAUUUAUUAUAUGGAGUUAUG